AAAGAGGGGGAGGGAGAGAGAGAUACACAUGCACAGAGAGUGCGAGAGAGUGGGAGAAAGAGAGAGAGAGAGGUGGACAGUGUGAUGCUGUGCGUUAUCUUCAGCCUAAAUGAGCCUUGUCUUUCCCAUUCCAGCGUCUUCUUCACCCUUCCAGCGAGGAUCUGUCAUUUUACCCCACAGCAGCAGGUCAAGCCUUAAACCUCCAUCUGACUCUGAGCUGCAUCUCUCACACAUCUGCUGCUGCUCCAUCACUUCCGAACGCCCAACGCUAGAGCAGGAGAGGAGGCGGAGGCUCUGUGAUUGCUGUGCCAUGUGCGGAGCUACAUGUAUGUGUGAACUGAUGCGGUGACAGCGGAGUGGGAAUGGAGCAGCAGCGGUCAUCACAUUCCUGAAGACGCACAGUGAAGGUGAUAAAAAAAGAGAGAGAAGACCUUCUUCAUAAACACAGACAAGAGGAGAAGAAGAAUCCCCACACAUUUGUUUUUUGACUGCCAGAAAAGACGAAAAUAAGGAUCAGUGGUCAGGUGCCAUCGUUCAUUUCAACCACAACAAUGGGGGAGCAGCCCAUCUACAGCACACGGGCCCAUGUCUUCCAGAUUGACCCCAACACUAAGAAGAACUGGUUGCCCACCAGCAAGCAUGCCGUCACUGUUUCCUACUUCUACGACAGCACACGCAACGUCUACCGUAUCAUCAGCCUGGAUGGCACCAAGGCAAUAAUCAACAGCACCAUCAGUCCCAACAUGACCUUCACAAAGACUUCGCAAAAGUUUGGCCAGUGGGCCGACAGUCGAGCCAACACUGUCUACGGCCUGGGAUUCUCCACUGAACAUCAUCUAGCCAAGUUUGCAGAGAAGUUUGCAGAGUAUAAAGAAGCAGCACGGCUCGCUAAAGAGAAAAGUCAAGAGAAGAUGGAGAUGGCAACGUCUCCCUCUCAGGAGUCUCCAGCAGGGGAGCUAUCGUCACCUUUGACACCAGUGACUCCACCCAUGGAAAACAUCAAUGGAACAGAUGAAAUCUGUGACAGCACUCCCAACUCCGAUGCCCGUCCAGAGCCCUCGCAGAAUGCGCUGGCCUUCUCACACAGGGAGCAGUUAAAGACUUGUCGUGUGUGCUCCUUCUGAUAUCAGAGUUCUGACCACUGCAAAUUCACACUGACACAAAACAGAAAUGCAAUUCUGAACAUUCCUUUUGAAAAAGAAAGGUUUUAUUAAAACAACAGGUAUAUUUCUAAUGUCAGGAAACUUCCUCCAUUGGAUAGGACUGUUAGUUAAAAUGCUGUUAGUUCAUACCCCAGUUUCCCAACACACAAAGAAUUUCGAAUAAAGAUCAAAUAAAGAUCUGAUCAAAUAAAGAAUCAAAUACGAGAUCUCAAAGUUUUAAAAGUUUUACUUGCAGCAAUGAGUGCAGAACAAAGGGUUACAUUCAGAAUUGCACUGAGGAACUCCUCAGUGCUCAGAGCUUAAAUACAGUUUUUUCACAUACACAUCAAUGGUCAGUAGCUUAACCCUUUACAGCCAUGCGGUGUUCACGUACCA
Messenger RNA from Cynoglossus semilaevis (tongue sole), 1538 nucleotides. RefSeq names its product homer protein homolog 1-like. Gene Ontology annotation, molecular function: G protein-coupled glutamate receptor binding. NCBI's taxonomy places the organism in Eukaryota, Metazoa, Chordata, Actinopteri, Pleuronectiformes, Cynoglossidae. The coding region runs from base 552 to 1124 and encodes 190 amino acids. Gene Ontology annotation, biological process: G protein-coupled glutamate receptor signaling pathway. The record is from RefSeq and is a predicted model, not a curated record. The transcript is spliced from 6 exons.